ACCCUAAAGGGGCCAUGUUUAUAUGUGCGCUAUAUAGAGCGUGUGUUAUGGCGGUUCACGUGUUGAGGUUAGCGAGAUUUUCGUCUCGUCGAUGAUAUUUCUAACAAUUAAUAAUUUUUAUUCCGCGAUUAUUCUAAGAUGUUCAACUUCCUGAGAACACGCCUCACAUCGAUGCAGAAUGCUCGUAUCGUGUCAGCACGUCCUACCGUGCAGUGCUCAAUGCGAUUCUGCUCGUUCUGCAAGUUCUACCAUUUAAAACCACUCAAACCAUUGAGACACACACAGCUUCGUCAUUAUGCAACAACUGAUGUGGAAGUAGAACUUCAAGCUCCCUGGAAGCAGAUCAAGCGUCGUUCUAAGAAGCCAGAAGAACCAUGUCAGAAAAACAACAGAAAAGCAGCAGUACACAAGUUAAACUUUGCUCAUAUAUCUGCUUUAGUCGAUCAGCCUGAUACUAAUAAAUUGCACGAUAUUGCUCAUCUCGACAAGGGAGCGACCACAACACAAGCAAACAAUGCUAAGACUGAAUUUUCGAAGGAUUUAGUUUAUACAGAAGACCAUCUAGACAACACAUAUAAUAUGAUACUUAAGGAAUCUGAAGAGUAUGUAGAGGACAAGUCCACAGUGAUAGAAAACCUAAAGGAAUGUGGUAUAAGCGAUAACACUACACUAAUUAAGGAUUCUACUUUUUUGGACAUAUUGCAACGAAACAAAGAGAAUGACCUCAAGGAUGAGCCAUCGCUCGCACAUGCAUCCAAGUGCAACAAGAGUUCGAACGAGAGUUUUUACGCCACAAUUCCCUUCACGAAGCAAAAGGAUAUAUUCGAGGAUUCCCUCACCGAUCAGAAUCUGAUAUUGCAAGUGCUGGCCUACGUGGACAUCUAUAUACAGAACAAAAUGCUGACCAAGGUCUCCAAGAUAUUGAUGAAGAAUUCCGAUCUACUCAAACGCACUAACAUCCCCACGCCGUACAAUAUGUUCAUGGAGUUUUACGUCUCUAACAGAAAUAUGCCAAAGGUCUUCGAGAUCCAUCAAAUAAUGAAGGAAAAUUCCAUCACACCCGACGCGCAGACGUACGCUCUUAUGUUUCAAGUAAUCGUGAGAAUGAAACAUAAGGAAAGCCAAGAAGAGAAAAUGGCAGAUGUAGUUGCGGAUAUGAAUCGCAACGACGUCUCUUUCGAUAAGAUAAUGAAUACAGUGCUUAUGAAGGUUAAUCAGCGCGAUGAUGUUCUACGGUGCAUUCAGCUCGUAGAUCCGGAAUAUCGCGUGCGAUACAAAAACAUCAAUACUUCGCACAGUUGCAAAUUGCUGCAGAACUUGACGGCGGUCAAGAACUAUCAGUGCCCAGCAAAGGGAGUAAUAACGAACACGAACGAGCUGCGAGACAUGGUGCGUACACAGCUCGAAAUGGAGAAGCGGUGCACGAUGGAAGUGAAGAGUAUCACGCAGUUCACCGGGGAUCCCAACGUUAGACAGCAGGCUGUGGGACAAAUCGCGGAAUGGACAAAAACCUGGAAAUUAGUCGUGAAGGAGGCCUUCGAGAGAAACUUGACUUACCUGAAACAGAAAGAGAUCAGCAAACAGGAUUUGAAAUUUUUAUAUCCGUUCCUGGAAGUCCUGCCCAAGGAGGAAUACAUCAACGCGAUUUUGCGCGAGAUCAACCAGCUGGCCAGAUCCUCGGACGUGUACAGCUUACCUAUGUUAAAUCUUUAUACAACACUAGGAAAAUAUAUUUACACAAAAUAUCAGUUUCAUUGCAAGAUGAAAGCUGGCAUCAUCGAGAAUGUGAUACAAGUCUACGAUAAGUACUUGGAGUGGUAUUUGCAAAAGGAUUCCACCGACAGCAGCGUGAACGGGCGUAGCAAAUGGCAGCAGCUCGUUCAUGAGAUGAACAAAUCCGGUCUGCACUCGCAGAUGAUGGUGCCAGAGUGGCCUCGACACGUUCUGGUGAACAUCGGCAAGUUUCUGUACAACAUCAUCAUAAACGACGUGAAGAUUCCUCACGUAUUCAAGGCGGGCGCGCCCGAACGACUGAUUCCCGCGUUCUACUUACUCUACCGAAAUAAAACCAAGAUCUAUCUGACGGAGGAAAUCAAGCCACACCCGCAUCUGUACAAGGUGUACAAAGAAUCGCAUCCGGAGACGCUGACCUUCGACACGAUCUUGUUGCCGAUGUGUUCGCCGCCGCGUCCGUGGAUCGACAUCAACACCGGCGGCUAUCUCAUCUCGAAGGCGGAGUUCGUCCGCGAUCCGUAUAUGACGCCGACGUAUCUGCUGAGUAAAACGCCAACGAAGCAGCUGUAUCCGGCGUUUGAUUGCUUGAACCAACUCGGCACGAUUCCGUGGCAGAUCAACAAGCCCAUACUGGAUAUUUUAAUCGAGAUCUUCCAGAAUGGCGGCUCGGAAAAGCUGGAAGUGCCGCAGCCGCCCUCGGCGCUGCCGUCUCUGAAAGAUCUUAUAUCGCGCGAAGGCGGCAAGGUUGACAACAGCAAGAUAUCGCAUUUACUGGUUCAGCUGAAGCGCAGGAAGAACGAAAUGUACUCGCUGUGGUGCGACUGCCUCUACAAGUUGUCUCUGGCGAAUCACUUCAGGGACAAGGUGUUCUGGCUGCCGCACAAUCUCGACUUCCGAGGCAGAGUAUAUCCGGUGCCGCCUCACAUGACUCACCUCACGUCAGACUUGGGCCGCUCGAUUCUCAUGUUCGCGCAGGGCAAACCGCUCGGGCCCAACGGCUUGGACUGGCUGAAGAUACACACGAUUAAUCUGACCGGCAUGAAGAAGCGCGAGCCGAUACACAAGCGGCUGGAGUUCGCGAACGAGAUCCUCGACCUGAUCAUCGACAGCGCGCGGAAUCCGCUCACGGGCGAGAUGUGGUGGACGAAGUCCGAUGAGCCGUGGCAGACGCUGGCGGCGUGCAAGGAGAUCGACUAUGCCCUGCAGUCGCCAGACGUGGAGCGGUACGUCAGCAGUCUCCCUAUUCAUCAGGAUGGCAGUUGCAACGGGCUGCAGCACUAUGCCGCGCUCGGGCGCGACCAAAUCGGUGCGGAGAGCGUGAAUCUAUGUCCCAUGGACACGCCGCAGGACGUGUACAGCGUCGUCGCCAGCUACGUCGACAACUAUAGGCGAAUUGACGCCAAUGCCGACGUCAAAGUGGCGAAAGUCUUGGAAGGGCAUAUCAGCAGGAAGGUCAUCAAGCAGACGGUGAUGACGACGGUGUACGGAGUGACGAAAUUCGGCGCCAGGCUACAGAUAGCUCGGCAGCUGAGCGACCUGAAGGAGUUCGAUCAUAAUUACGUCUGGAGCGGCAGCCAGUAUCUGACCGAGAAGACAUUCAAAUCUCUGCAGACGAUGUUCGCAAGCGCGAAGGAAAUUCAGGACUGGUUCACGCAGUGUGCUGGCGUUAUCUCGCUCAACAAUCAGUAUGUGCAAUGGGUGACGCCGCUUGGUCUGCCGGUUUUGCAGCCCUACUUCAGGCGAAUCAAGUCGACUAGUCAAAAGAAGCUCGGCAAAACGUCAAAUAUAAAACCGGACACUAUGAAGCAAAAGAAUGCUUUUCCGCCGAAUUUUAUUCACUCGCUGGACUCCAGCCACAUGAUGCUGACGAGCUUGCACUGCGAGCAGGCAGGAAUCACAUUUAUGUCGGUGCACGAUUGUUUCUGGACGCAUCCCUGCACGGUGGACAUUAUGAACAGAAUCUGCCGAGAGCAAUUUGUCAUGCUUCACAACGAGCCCAUCCUCGAAGAUUUGUCCAAGUUCUUUUGUGAGAAAUACAAAGAUCACUUCACACUCAAACACCCCAUACAAAGGAAUCAAGCAGUGGGCAUGCACGUUUUCAAGAAUCUACCAAAGAAGGGUGACUUCGACAUCAACGGAAUCCUGUCGUCUCGAUACUUCUUCAGUUAAAACUAAAUUGUCUCGAGAAAACAUUAUUUUUAGACAUACAUUAUGCACAUGUAAUGUGCACUAAUGUAAUCUAGUUUUUGACAUUUUAAUUGGUCUCGGUGCGCCUCGAAAGUUAUAUAUUGACCAAACAAAAUGUUGAAAUAAUUAAAAUAAAUAAUAUUGUUAGGCUAA
This is a messenger RNA of Linepithema humile (Argentine ant), 4074 nucleotides long. It is a transcript of the gene mtRNApol, whose product is annotated as mitochondrial RNA polymerase. The record is from RefSeq and is a predicted model, not a curated record. Gene Ontology annotation, molecular function: DNA-directed RNA polymerase activity; mitochondrial promoter sequence-specific DNA binding; protein binding. NCBI's taxonomy places the organism in Eukaryota, Metazoa, Arthropoda, Insecta, Hymenoptera, Formicidae. Gene Ontology annotation, biological process: mitochondrial transcription. Gene Ontology annotation, cellular component: mitochondrial DNA-directed RNA polymerase complex.